Messenger RNA from Solanum pennellii, 1885 nucleotides. RefSeq names its product RNA pseudouridine synthase 4, mitochondrial. The record is from RefSeq and is a predicted model, not a curated record. Bases 19 to 1455 code for a protein of 478 amino acids. Gene Ontology annotation, molecular function: pseudouridine synthase activity; RNA binding. NCBI's taxonomy places the organism in Eukaryota, Viridiplantae, Streptophyta, Magnoliopsida, Solanales, Solanaceae. Gene Ontology annotation, biological process: pseudouridine synthesis. The transcript is spliced from 10 exons.
AACCCCUCUCUGCUGUUAAUGAAAACCCAAAACCCACGAAGAACCACAGUUAUGGCACGGCCUUGGCUAUUCCGGCGAGUCGUCCACCGCUCUCGACAGCUUUUCGCCGCCUCCGACGACGUCCAGACACUGUACUCAGCUUUUUACCGGUUCCAGUGUCACUACGCCACCACUGUAACUGAUGCACAAGUCUGUAAUAGGAAUGAAAAUGAGAAAGCCAAGUGGUUAACUCUACCACCCUUCACUGCCACCGUCAACGGUGCUGCUUUAGGAAGGGAGAUCGCCGGAGUUAAAAUGGACGUCAAUGAGAAUUCAGCCAACACCAUGACAGCACUCAAAUGGGUUCAACGUUGCUGCCCUGAGUUACCGAAGUCCCUAGUGCAGAAGCUUUUUCGCUUAAGACAGGUUCGAAGAGACUCUUCUAAUGUUGAAGAACAGCGGCCCAAGAGGGUUUCUGCAAAGGAAUCAAUGAAUGUUGGAGAUAGAAUAUUUCUUCCGAUAACUGUUCAGAAGUUUCCCUCUGAGAAAGUAGUUUAUUACCCUUCUAGUGAAGAAGAAAGGAAGUUUGUGCAUAGCCUAGAAUUGUAUAAGGAUGCAGAAAUUAUUGUGGUCAAUAAACCUCCAGGAAUGCCAGUUCAGGGUGGAAUUGGCAUAAAACGCAGUUUAGAUGAACUUGCAGCUAAGUAUAUGAGACAUCAGUACUCAGAGGCCCCUCGCCUGGUGCACAGACUGGAUAGAGACUGCAGUGGACUAUUGGUGAUGGGAAGAACACAAUUAAGUGCUUCAGCUUUGCAUUCGAUCUUCCGUGAGAAAACAUUUGACUCGCAAAAUGAGGAUCUUGAAAGCAAGAAAAGAAUUUUGCAGAAGAAGUACUGGGCGCUUGUCAUAGGAUGUCCGAGACGCUCCGGAGGGAUAAUAUCAGCACCACUUGGAAAGCUGGUGUUAGACAACGGGAAAUCUGAGCGCAUCACAAUCAUGUCGGAUGUCAGAGCACCAUCGGCACAAUAUGCUGUAACAGAGUAUCGCAUCAUUGGAUCCUCCGAGAAAGGUUACACAUGGCUAGAGUUAUCUCCACUUACGGGCAGAAAGCAUCAGUUGCGUGUUCAUUGUGCUGAGGCAUUAGGGACUCCAAUAGUUGGAGACUACAAGUAUGGUUGGCAAGCUCAUAGAAAGCUGAAACAUCUGCCUUUGCCCACUUCAGUGUUGAACCUAGGUGUGGAAAUUCCCAGGCAAAAACCAGAUCCUUUCAACCUUCGUUUAGGGAAUGGAAGUAUUUCAGACAAGCAGCCUCAUCUUCAUCUUCACUGUAAGGAGAUGGUUUUGCCCAACAUUUCUCAAGCUUUGCAACGAGCUCAAGUAGUUUCAGAUGCUGAUCUCGUAGAUGUUGAAAGUAUCAAGCUGGUUGCUCCUUUGCCCUUCCACAUGCAAAAGAGCUGGGAUUGCUUGAGUGCUUGAUUUGUCUUAGAAAUGAUGGCUUCUACUGAGCCACAAGUGCACUACUACAGAGCUGGAGUGAGGACACUGACUAUUACCUCUUCCCGAGACAAUUCGGCAAGGGGUGAUGAUGUUUCCUUGAGGAACUUUGUAUAGUUGGGCCAACUUGAGCUCGACCCAUGACGUGAAAUCAGUUAAGGUUCAGGUCCAAGUCCAAGUUCAUUGGGCUGUGUGGGCUAGGCAUCAUUCCAUAGAUCAGAACCGGGGACUCGGUCCAUUAGUCUGGGUGUUGACACCCUAUCAAGCCCAAAGAGUAGGUUAAUGUUCCCAACUUGUAGCAUUUUCUUUUUUCCAUUUUAGUAAAUGGGAAUAUCAAAGGAACAAGCUGUCGAUUUCAUUAUUGCAGAUUCUUGCAAAACACAAUAUUUAUGUAUUAUUUAUUCUUUUCCCA